AUGAAGAAAAAAAUUUGUAAAGAUUACUAUCAUUUACCAGGUUAUACUGGUAAAAUUCCACAAGAAUCUCAAAUGUUUGGUUUAACUCGUAGUGAAAUGAGUCGUCGUAUAUUUAAUAAUUCACAUAUUCAUACACGUCCAGAUACUUUAUUUUCACCAAUAAUAGAUUUAAUUGAUAAUCAAAUACUUGACAUACGUACUAAUUCAUCAAUUACUGAUCAAAUUUAUAUAUCUGAUAUUAUUACUUCGGGAUAUACUGGACAUAUACCAACAAAACAAGAAAAAUUUGGCAAAACUAUUAAGAAUUUAUUUUUAAAUUCUAUUCUUGAUUUUGAAGAUGAUCAAACACAAAAAAAAUAUAAUAAAUUUGAUUUUAAAUUACAAAAACUUUUAGAAAAUAAUUCUAUUACCAAACAAGAUUUACCAAAAGAUUCUAUAUUGCAUUAUACACGUGAACAAAUACCUUUAAAACAAAUUCGUAAAUAUGCUGAAUUCUAUCGACAGAAUGAAAAAGAUUGGAAUCGAAGCGUAUACAAAAUGUGUAAUAAUAAUUGUGAGAAACGAUUUAUUAGUGGUAUAAUUAUUAUUUAUAAUAAUCAACAAAUACAUAGAAUUAUUAAUUAUUUAGGUUAUCAAGGUCAUUGUCCUCGUUUAUUGAAUUUUUUUGGUGAAACAUAUAGUGUAUUGACACAUAAUGCACUUAAUGAUUUUACUGACAUUUAUCGACAAAAAAUAAUUAAUCAAAAUCAAAAACCAACGUCUUCUCUAAUUCAUUGUUAA
This is a messenger RNA of Rotaria sordida, 780 nucleotides long. The record is from the annotation of a GenBank genome assembly. NCBI's taxonomy places the organism in Eukaryota, Metazoa, Rotifera, Eurotatoria, Philodinida, Philodinidae.